Molecule: messenger RNA, 2841 nt
Organism: Nasonia vitripennis (jewel wasp)
Lineage: Eukaryota; Metazoa; Arthropoda; Insecta; Hymenoptera; Pteromalidae
Gene: Cdk5alpha
Product: cyclin-dependent kinase 5 activator 1
Exons: 4
Coding region: 1331-2503 (390 amino acids)
Biological process (GO): positive regulation of cyclin-dependent protein serine/threonine kinase activity; activation of protein kinase activity
Cellular component (GO): protein kinase 5 complex; cytoplasm
Molecular function (GO): protein kinase binding; cyclin-dependent protein serine/threonine kinase activator activity
Source: RefSeq, a predicted model, not a curated record
CGGCGUGCAGUGUAUACGUACACGAAGCUUCGCUCGGUUUAUCGAACGAUUGCGCGCGCAGGGCGAGAGACACGCUGCAGCAGCAGCAGCAGCAGCUCGAGCCCCGCGUUGUUGCAUAGUCCGCUGGUCUCUGCGCGCGCCGAAGGGAAAGCUCGCGCGAGAAGCAGCAGCCGAGCCGAGCGGAGCACUGUCAAAACAACCCUCGGAGCGCGAGCAUCCCCAGCGCGGGUCCGAAGAGAGAGAGAGAGAGAGCGAGAGAGAGAGGAGAGCCUUGUGCUGAGGGAGAGAGAGAGAGAGGAAGAGGAAGAGGAAGAGAGCAGCGAGUGACACAGUGCCGUUGAUUUUUCCUCGACGCUUUUCCAAGCUCGCCGCGAAAGCUCCCAGUCAUCGGGACGACCACGACGACAGAGCAGAGUUUCGAAGUUUACCCAGUAUAGAUAGAGAGAGAGAGAGAGAGAGAGAGAGGGAGUCGCGACGCCUCGUGGGUGACGGUGCAUCAGCGCGCGUGUGCGCGGCCCCCGAGGGUGGCCGGAGACGAUCGAUCGACUGCCGGCGCCAUUUUGUCCGCGCUCGCUCCCUCGGCAUCUCGCGCGCUGUCGCGAGUCGACGUCUCUUCUCCCAGGAGAAGACUCGCUGCGUCAGCGGCUCGCCGAGCAGCAGCGGGCACCGGGCCUGCAGUGCACGCCGCGGCCAGCGGACGCGCGACUCGCUGCGAGAGAUAGCGACGGCGAGAGCAGAGCCGAGAGCGGAGGGACAGAGACGGAGAGAGCAGAGAGCGGCGCAAGCCAGGGAGUAUUGAUUGCGUCGUGGCCGCCGCCGCCGCCGCCGCCUGCCGCCAUAUUCGCAAGCCCCCGCAGUAGACACGCCGUCGCGGACGAGGCCGCUGCAGAGAGUUGCACAAGAGUCCGAGCAGCAUCGCAUCGCCUAGGUAAGCGCUAGAGGCGUCGUAAGAGCGAGAGAGAGAAAGAGAGAGAGAGAGAAAAAGAGAAAGAGAAAGAGAGGAAGAGGGAGAAGGGGCCAAGAGGCGCCUCGCUGCACCCGGCCGGAGCUCAUCAACGGCAGCAGGCUGGGAGGACGGCUGAGCGAGGUCGUGGGUCCCGUCGUGGAGGAGGCCAUCGAGCCGGGGGAUGCGACCCCGCUGACGGGACCCUCGAGGGAGCAGCCCUCGAUACCCCGAGUCCAGCCCCCGCCGCCCAGGAUAACCAGCCUCAGUCCGCCCCGGCCGCCCUCGGAGCUGUCGUCGAGCGCGAUAGCCCAGCGGGAGAACCUGCAGCCCGGCAGCGAGCCAGCCCAGUCCCGUAGGCCCAGCUGCAAGGAGCAGAGCGACAACAUGGGCACCGUCCUCUCCUUCAGUCCCCGGGAGAGGCAGCAGCAGCAGCAGACCGCCGGCAGCCCCUCCCACCAGCCCGCCAACCUCGCCCUCAACAACUUCAACUACGAGCAGUUGAACAACGUGAAGAACCGGGAGAACGCCAAGGGCCAGCAGCAGCAGCAGCAGCAGCACCAGCAGGCGGCGCUCGUCGGCGUCGCGGCCGUCGCGGCCACGCAGCAGCAGCCCGCGGCCAACAACAACUCCCUGCAGAACAACAACAUCAACCUCAACAACAAUGACAACGCGCGCAUCAUCUCGGAGAAGAACGCGCUCGAGAAGAACCUCAAGAAGAACUCGCUCAUCAUCGGGGCCCUCUCCUGGAAGCGCUUCAGCACGGUCAACAACAACAAGAAGAAGCUCGACAACAAGAACAAGAACAUCAAGUUCCGGCAGCCACUCGACAACAUACCCAUCACCGACAAGAACAAGAACAUCCAGACGCCCCAAGUGUCAAUGAUCGGUCCGCCGAUGAACACGUCCUUUUAUUCGUAUCAGACGAAGGCGCCGAUCUCGAACAACAACCACGCGUCGCACAACCCCCAGUGCGAGAAGCUCGUGCAGAAGCCCCAGCCGCCCGCCUCGAGGAAGACCGUGAUCCAGGCCUCGACCUCGGAGCUGCUCAAGUGCCUCGGCGUCUACCUCCACGCCAAGUGCGUCAAGCUCAGGGACUUCCAGGCCGGCGACGCCGUCAUGUGGCUCAGGACGGUAGACCGCAGCCUCCUGCUGCAGGGCUGGCAGGACGUGGCGUUCAUCAACCCGGCGAACGUGGUGUUCGUGUACAUGCUGGUGCGCGAGCUGGUGGACGGCAAGGAGGCGUCGGAGCGAGAGCUCCAGGCGACGGUGCUGACCUGCCUCUACCUCUCCUACAGCUACAUGGGCAACGAGAUCAGCUACCCGCUGAAGCCCUUCCUCGUCGAGGACAGCAAGGACAAGUUCUGGGACCGAUGCCUCCUCAUCGUCAACCGACUGAGCUCCAAGAUGCUGCGCAUCAACAGCGAGCCCGGAUACUUCACCGAGAUCUUCUCCGAACUGAAGGCCUACGGAGCGACAGACAGGGGCAACCUGACUGGUAACGGCCUCGACAGAAGCCUCGUUGUCUCCGGAGUCGCGGUACCAACCAAGGCAGCUUGACGGAGCUACACCCACCUGCUGGUGCGGAUCGCCAGGCACCGCUGCGACGUCACGACCCUCUGACGACGGCCGCCGCCCGUCAGCCUCGCCAGCCGAGGAAAAACGGCCCACGCAGCUUGACCUCGCGACCACCUCAGCGAUAGCCUCGACCUCUAAGUCGCCCACGCAGGAGUCGGCGGAGGGCCAGCAGCAGCAGCAGCAGCCCGCCGACGCCGAGACCGAUGACGCCGACUCCGAGAGCGGCCGCUGCUCCGGCUGCGGCCAGCGCCAGCCCCUCGAGAUCUCCUACACCAUCGAGGACCUCGACACCCUCGACCAGUCCGGCCAGCAGCAGCGAG